ACAGACUCAUUAGCUUACUGCUCAUCACUUUCACUGCCUCUGUUACCACCGUCACUGCUAUCUCAGAGUCAGAGUCUUCUUGCUGCUGCAGUUUCCCUUUCUAGGGCCAUGAUGUCUAAGUUUGUGUCUUGCAAAGAACCUGAACAGAUGCGGAAAAUCUUUAUUGGUGGGUUGAGCUUUGAAACAACUGAUGAAAGUCUGAGAAGCUAUUUUGAACAAUGGGGAACACUCACAGACUGUAUUGUAAUGAGAUAUCCAAAAUCCAAGCGCUCCAGAGGUUUUGGGUUUGUCACAUAUGCCACUGUGGAGGCAGUGGAUGCAGUCAUGAAUGCAAGGCCACACAAGGUAGAUGGAAGAUUUGUGGAACCAAAGAGAGCUAUUUCAAAAGAAGAUUCUCAAAUACCUGGUGCCCACCUAACUGUGAGAAAGAUUUUUGUUGGGGGCAUCAAAGAAGACACUGAAGAGCAACAUCUAAGAAAAUAUUUUGAGCAAUUUGGGAAUAUUGAAAUGGUUGACAUCAUAACUGACCAAGAGAGUGGGAAGAGUAGAGGUUUUGCUUUUGUGACUUUUGAUGACCAUGAUUCUGUAGACAAGAUUGUUAUUCAAAAAAAUCAUAUUGUGAAUGGCCAUAACUGUGAGAUAAGAAAAGCCUUAUCUAAGCAAGAGAUGGUUAGGGUUUCAUCCAGCCAAAGGGGUUCAGGUGGUUCUGGAAGCUUUAGUGGCAGCCAUGGUGGUAAUUUUAGUGGAAAUCCCAACUUUAUUUAUGGAGGAAGCUUCUGUGGACAAGGUGGAUAUGGUGGCAGUGAAAAUGCUGGUGUAUAUAGUGGCAGUAGGUUUGAUUAUCAUGGAUCUGGUGAUUAUGGAACCAAUUUUCUAAGUGGUACUUACAAUAUUCCAUAUUCACAUUUUGGACCCAUGAAGAGAGGAAAAUUUGGUGGCCCAAACUCAGGUCCCUAUGGUUGUUACGGCCAACACUUUUUGAGGACAAGUAACAAAGGUCGCUAUCGAGGUUCCAGAAGUGGCAGGAAGUUUUAUUUGCCAAGAAAUCUUAACAGGAGAGGAAAGCCAGAGAAGUGAAUGGGAAGUUACAGGUU
Molecule: messenger RNA, 1094 nt
Organism: Suncus etruscus (white-toothed pygmy shrew)
Lineage: Eukaryota; Metazoa; Chordata; Mammalia; Eulipotyphla; Soricidae
Product: heterogeneous nuclear ribonucleoprotein A1-like
Exons: 1
Coding region: 109-1077 (322 amino acids)
Molecular function (GO): RNA binding
Source: RefSeq, a predicted model, not a curated record